Molecule: messenger RNA, 7955 nt
Organism: Pristis pectinata (smalltooth sawfish)
Lineage: Eukaryota; Metazoa; Chordata; Chondrichthyes; Rhinopristiformes; Pristidae
Gene: cacna1ha
Product: calcium channel, voltage-dependent, T type, alpha 1H subunit a
Exons: 33
Coding region: 22-7017 (2331 amino acids)
Biological process (GO): calcium ion transmembrane transport; neuronal action potential; sodium ion transmembrane transport
Cellular component (GO): neuron projection; voltage-gated sodium channel complex; plasma membrane
Molecular function (GO): voltage-gated sodium channel activity; low voltage-gated calcium channel activity
Source: RefSeq, a predicted model, not a curated record
ACAUGGUUCGAGCAUGUCAGCAUGUUGGUCAUCCUUUUGAAUUGUGUCACAUUGGGAAUGUUUCAGCCCUGUGAAGAUGUGAAAUGUCAGUCUGAAAGGUGUACCAUACUUCAGGCCUUUGAUGACUUUAUUUUUGCAUUCUUUGCUGUGGAAAUGGUCACAAAGAUGGUGGCUCUUGGGAUAUUUGGGCAGAAGUGUUACCUAGGAGACACAUGGAAUCGUCUGGAUUUCUUCAUUGUAAUGGCAGGGAUGCUGGAAUAUUCACUGGAUGGACACAAUGUGAGUCUCUCAGCAAUACGAACUGUCCGAGUCCUCAGGCCAUUAAGAGCCAUUAACAGAGUUCCUAGUAUGAGGAUACUAGUGACAUUACUAUUAGAUACUCUGCCUAUGUUAGGCAAUGUUCUUCUCCUUUGUUUUUUUGUCUUCUUUAUAUUUGGGAUUGUUGGAGUGCAGCUCUGGGCUGGACUGCUGAGGAACAGAUGUUUUUAUGAAGACAGCUUUGCAAUGUAUUACAAUGUUUCUUUACCUCUAUAUUACCAGAUUGAUGGUGAUGAGACUCCAUUCAUUUGCUCACUGCCACGGGAUAAUGGCAUGCAGAAGUGUCAGGACCUUCCAAAUUUCAAGGAAAAUGGAGCUGAAUGUUUUCUUAGCUUAGAUUCUAACAACCACCCAAAGUACGGCCUGGAACUGAAGAACACAAGUGGCUGCAUAAACUGGAAUCAAUAUUACAAUGUGUGCCGAACCGGAGAUGUAAACCCACAUAAGGGUGCCAUUAAUUUUGAUAACAUAGGGUAUGCAUGGAUUGCUAUUUUUCAGGUUAUUACCCUGGAGGGAUGGGUGGAUAUCAUGUAUUAUGUUAUGGAUGCACAUUCUUUUUACAAUUUUAUAUAUUUUAUACUGCUUAUAAUAGUUGGUUCAUUCUUCAUGAUUAACCUGUGCCUGGUUGUCAUAGCAACACAAUUUUCAGAAACAAAGCAACGCGAAAAUCAAUUAAUGCAGGAGCAGCGAGCUCGCUUUCUUUCAAACGAUAGCACAAUUGCAAGUUUCUCUGAGCCAGGAAGCUGCUACGAGGAACUCCUGAGGUACAUUUGCCACCUCUACAGGAAAGUGAAGCGCCGAACUUUGCGGCUUUAUAAUACCUGGCGCAACAAAAGGCGUAAGAAGGUCAGCUCAAGCAGCUCAGAUGGACAGGAGAGGAAGUGCCGGAAUAAGGGACGCGUGAAGUCGAUUCAUCAUCUAAUUCAUCACCAUCACCACCACCACCACCAUCAUUAUCAUAUCAGCAACGGCAGUUCAAGGGCACAGCGGGGCAGCCCAGAGGUCUGUGACGUGGAGAUGAAAACCCUGAGGGUUGACAGCAGGCUCAUGCUUCCUUCCUCUGCACUCAACCAUCAGAGCCCCCCUUCAGGGGCUGAGUCCGUCCAUAGUAUCUACCAUGCUGACUGCCACUUUGAAGGGCCACAAGUAACGCGCAAGUCUUCCACUGCAGCUAACGUGAAGCUAAUGGCUGGCCUUACGCACCACGGGGGUAUGAACUAUCCGACUAUAGUCCCAUCUGUGACUAGCACAAACAGCUCCACACCAAAACCAAAGGACAAGAGAAGUGGUAAUGCAUCCUUCGCUGUGGGCAAAGUGAAGCCUAAGAUGAACUUGACAGAUUCCUUUGGCAAACUACACCACUUGGUGGGAGACCAUGGGAUCUUUCGAGCUGCAAGCAAGUUGUCAGGGCUCAAUAUGCCGUGUUCUACGGCAAGUACUCAGGCUGGAGACUUGACCUGUGAGCUUCAGAACUGUCCGUAUUGUGCCCGUGUCUUGGAAAACCCAGAGCUCGAGCUCAACGAUUCAGAAAGUGGUGAUUCUGAUGCCGAUGGUGUGUAUGAAUUCACACACGACGUCAGGCAAGGUGACCAAAGAGAUCAGAUACAGAAGAACAAAAAGAAACCAAAGGAAAUGAAUAAAUGCGUGCUGCUCUGGACAUUGUUCUCUGAAAAGAUGAAAAGAAUUGUUGAAAGCAAAUAUUUCAAUCGUGGGAUUAUGAUUGCCAUUCUGAUCAACACACUGAGCAUGGGUAUUGAGUAUCAUGAGCAGCCUGAAGAAUUGACCAAUGCCCUGGAGAUCAGCAACAUUGUAUUCACCAGCAUGUUUGCACUGGAGAUGAUCCUAAAGCUUCUUGCAUUUGGUCUUUUUGGUUACAUUAAGAAUCCAUACAACAUCUUCGAUGGAAUUGUUGUCAUUAUCAGUGUUUGGGAAAUUAUUGGUCAGUCCGAUGGUGGCCUCUCGGUACUGAGAACCUUCAGGCUCCUCCGAGUUUUGAAGCUGGUCCGUUUCCUACCUGCCCUGAGGCGACAACUGGUGGUCCUGAUGAAGACCAUGGACAACGUGGCUACAUUCUGCAUGCUGCUCAUGUUGUUCAUAUUUAUCUUCAGUAUUCUGGGCAUGCACCUGUUUGGAUGUAAAUUCAGCUUGAAGACUGAGAGUGGAGACACUAUUCCAGACAGAAAGAAUUUUGAUUCUUUGUUGUGGGCCAUUGUCACUGUCUUUCAGAUCCUAACUCAGGAGGAUUGGAAUGUGGUCCUAUAUAAUGGAAUGGCCUCAACCUCACCCUGGGCUGCCCUCUACUUUGUGGCAUUAAUGACUUUUGGCAACUAUGUGCUUUUCAACUUACUGGUUGCUAUUCUCGUGGAAGGGUUCCAAGCAGAGGGAGAUGCCAACAGAUCAGAAUCAGAUGAAGAAAAGACUUCAACCAAUUUCGACGAUGAGUGUGAACGACUUAAAGAUCCUUCUCCUGAAUUAAAAAUGUACUCAGUUGUCAUGACAUCAAACGGACACCUGGAUUCACGAGGCAGUGUACCACCACCAAUUAUUAUGCGGACUGCUGCAACCCCGAUGCCUACACCAAAGAGUUCACCUUAUAUGGAUUCAGUCCACACCUACACAGAGUCCAGACGGGGCAGCAGUGCUUCCAUUGAUCCUUUGAAUUAUGACCAGAGGUCGUUGUCCAGCAUUCGCAGUUCGCCAUGUGCCCCUUGGAGUACCAACAGCAACUGGGGCAGUCGUCGUUCAAGCUGGCACAGCCUCGGAAGGGCACCCAGUCUGAAAAAGAAGAAUCAGUCAAGCGAACGGGAAUCUCUCCUCUCCGGCGAAGGGCACGGAAGCUGUGAGGAAGAUAAUGAAUCAGAAGAUGCCAAGUCCAGCAAGGCCGGCAGUCUGAGUGGCUGGUCCUUGCAACAUCGGGCUGAAUCUUUGGACAUCAAAGGAUCCUUAGACCUACCCGAGUUACUUCAAGUACCAGUUAUGCGACAUCCUGUCACACUGAAUCCUAUAAGCAUAACACCUUGUGACUAUCAAGACUGCAAUGGCAAAACCUUACGUGUUCCAAAUGAGGUUCUCCUUCGUGUGGAUAACCACAAAGAUGACCCAAAUGAUUAUGAAGACGAGAUAGAUGAUGGUUACUGUUUUAGAAUCCGUAGAUUUCUGGAGCCUUACAAACCAGCAUGGUGUAAAACACAUGAGGACUGGGCUCUCUACCUCUUCGCUCCCCAAAACCGAUUCCGCAUCAUGUGCCAGAAGGUCAUUGCUCACAAAAUGUUUGAUCAUGUGGUACUGGUUUUCAUAUUUCUCAACUGCAUCACCAUUGCCCUUGAAAGACCUGAGAUUGACCCGAGCAGUACGGAGCGGAUGUUUCUGAGUGUCUCAAAUUAUAUCUUCACUGCUAUUUUUGUGGUUGAAAUGGCCCUUAAGGUUGUAGCAUUAGGAUUCUUUUCUGGUGAAAGUGCCUAUCUGCAGAGCAGUUGGAACAUUUUGGAUGGCAUCCUAGUCUUUGUCUCUGUAAUUGACAUAAUCGUCUCCCUGGCAUCAGCGGGAGGAGCGAAAAUCCUUGGCAUUCUCCGGGUGCUCCGUCUCUUGAGAACUCUGCGCCCUCUCCGGGUCAUCAGUCGAGCCCCAGGUCUUAAACUGGUAGUGGAAACCUUAAUCACUUCAUUGAGACCUAUUGGGAAUAUUGUCCUCAUCUGCUGUGCUUUCUUCAUCAUCUUCGGAAUCCUGGGGGUCCAGCUGUUUAAAGGCAAGUUUUACCACUGUGUUGGACAUGACACCAGGAACAUCACAAACAAGUCAGAUUGUUUCCAAGCUAACUUCAAAUGGGUUCGCCGUAAAUAUAAUUUUGAUAAUCUGGGACAGGCAUUGAUGUCACUCUUUGUUUUGUCCUCCAAAGAUGGCUGGGUAAAUAUAAUGUACCAUGGCCUCGAUGCUAUAGGGAUAGACAAACAGCCCCAGAGGAACCACAACCCAUGGAUGCUCCUGUACUUCAUCUCCUUCCUCCUGAUUGUCAGCUUCUUCGUGCUGAACAUGUUUGUGGGCGUCGUGGUGGAGAACUUCCACAAGUGCCGGCAGCAUCAGGAGGCCGAGGAAGCCCGCCGGAGGGAGGAGAAGCGCCUGCGCCGGCUGGAGAAAAAGCGCAGGAAAGCUCAACGUAGACCAUAUUAUGCUGACUAUUCCCCUGCUCGACUUUACAUCCAUAAAUUAUGUACCAACCACUAUCUGGAUCUGUUCAUCACAUUCAUUAUUGGUAUAAAUGUCAUCACCAUGUCCAUGGAACACUACCACCAACCAAUUUCCCUUGAAGAGGCUCUGAAGUAUUGUAACUACGUAUUCACCAUUGUCUUUGUCUUCGAAGCUGUUCUUAAGCUCAUUGCUUUUGGCUUCAGGAGAUUCUUUAAAGACAGGUGGAAUCAACUGGAUUUGGCUAUUGUGCUUCUCUCAAUAAUGGGAAUAACCCUGGAAGAAAUUGAAAUCAAUGCCUCACUCCCUAUAAACCCCACUAUCAUUCGCAUUAUGAGAGUACUACGGAUUGCAAGAGUGCUGAAACUACUCAAGAUGGCAACUGGAAUGAGAGCCUUACUCGACACAGUUGUGCAGGCUUUGCCGCAGGUGGGAAACCUUGGUUUAUUGUUCAUGCUUUUGUUUUUUAUCUACGCGGCUCUUGGAGUUGAACUCUUCGGAAAACUGGUGUGUAAUGAUGAAAAUCCAUGCGAGGGUUUGAGUCGACAUGCAACUUUCGAGAAUUUCGGGAUGGCAUUUCUUACUUUAUUCCGAGUGUCUACUGGUGAUAACUGGAAUGGAAUAAUGAAGGAUACAUUGCGAGAAUGUGGAAGUGAGGAUAGGCAUUGCCUCACCUACCUCCCUUUCUUCUCGCCUGUCUACUUUGUCACGUUUGUUCUAAUUGCUCAGUUUGUGCUGGUCAACGUUGUGGUCGCCGUGCUAAUGAAGCAUUUGGAAGAGAGCAACAAGGAAGCCAAAGAAGAUGCCGAACUUGAUGCCGAAAUUGAGCUGGAAAUGUUACGUGCACAGGGAACUCCAUCCAGCAACAUUGGGCAAAACCCUACCCCUGACAGCAGAGGCACGGGAUCUAGCCAGGAUUCACUAAGAUUUGAAUCACCAGUACACGUAAAACAAUUAACGGAGGAUCCUCGAAAUAGCAACUCCGGAGAAGGGAAGCAAACAGAAAACUUGCUAACUGUUCGGAAAGCCUCUGUAUCUCGAAUGCAUUCUCUGCCAAAUGAUAGCUACAUGUUCCGACCUGUUAGAUCAGUCCAAGCUCAUUUUCCACUGCCUGAAGUUGAUCCCUAUCAGGUUACAUCACUCACAGGCUCCAUGUCUUCAGUGCAGUCCCAGCCUGUUGAAGUCUCUGCUUGUCCUGGAUUUCCCCCUGAGGUAAUUCAUCAUAACUACGCUUCGACCAGCUACAUCACCCUCCCCAAAAUCCCUCCUCCACAGAGACCACCGCGAUCACCCAGUAUGAACAGGCUGCAACAUAGACAGGAGUCUAUCAGGAAUGAUUCUGUGGAUUGUUUGAAUGCUGACUCUAAGAACAGCCUAAAGAUUCAGUCCAAUGACGGCCUGCACCCAAAUCUUUCACCUCAUCGCAUCCUGGUUCCGCCGCUGAUACACCCGACACCGUUGUCUCCAAAGGUCAGCCCCCAACCUUCGCCGCUGCUGACACAACGCAGCAAGCAGUCAAGCGUCCACACGCACAGACAGGUCUACAGCCAGCGAAGCAUCCCGAGCCGCUCUCCCAGCCCCAGCAGCGGAAGCAACAGCCCGGCCGGCUCCCUCUUCAACUCCGGGGACUGGGCCGACGAGGAGGUGUGGCACAUCAACCGGGCCAGAAACCGGAGGAGGCAGUCGGAAGCCAGGAGCCUGUCGCUGUCACCUUUCCUCUCUCCCAGCCCGUCCGAUGUGGCCUUAAAGAAUUCCAACAGCACAACGAGUCUGGCUGGAGUUGUCAGGGAGAAGGAUUUAAAGAAGUUACUAAAUAUUGAUGCCAAGGGACUUUUAAUGAAGCCUUCUUGGGCUGUUGACUCCAGGAGACAUUCCAUUGAAAUAUGUCCAUCGACUGACCAUGAAGACGCAGACUUGGAGCUUGAAGGCAAGUCUUCUGGCGAAGGUAACCCGGAGCCUUCCGUCCAUAUUCAUUCAGAUCCUGAAUGUGUUCUUAAUGCCCAAAGGAAGGAGAAGAUGAGUCCACCUUGCAUCUCAGUAGAGCCUCCGGUCGAGAGGGAAAGCAGGCCAGCUUCUGAAUCCCGACCCAGGAUACAUUUACGCAGGCGCACGCCAUCUAUUGAAUCGGUGGUCCAUAGAGAUACUUCACAACCCACAGAUCUGCAGCCUGGGGAGCAGACAUCCAAAACAGAGCGCCGAUUGCCCCCUGCUUGUCAAAGGAAACAUCUUACCAUUCCAGACUUUUCAUUUGACCAAUCCGACAUGAGUUCAUUAACCAGUUUGUCUGACCUGUUUUCCGACAGCAACCACUCAACUCCUUCGAAUAUCUCGGCAGAUUCCAAGGUGGCCACCGACUUGAAGAAAGUAGACCAUUUAAAAAAGCCAGGUGAAAACUCUGACCCUCACAAUGUUGAAACCGGUAAAGAUGUUCUCAACGUCACCAGAAGCCCCCUUAGGAAGCGGGGACUUACUCGAAUGGUUAGCACACGGGAAGACACAGAUGACUUUGUGGUAUAGCUGGCAUGGAUGUACACCGGGGCAAAAUGACUUAAUUCAUGCCAGUUAACCAAUGUAAAGCAGAGACAAUCACUCUGGCUAAUGGAACCUGUCGUUUGAUCCCUUGUCAUUGCUUCAAGGAGUUUGUAAAGGGAUGCAAAAAAAAAAUGGGAUAUGCAAACAUUUUUAGAAUGGAACUUGAUUAGCUCCCCAUAGCUCAAUCACAUUGAUUUGAGUCAGAAUUGUGUACUGGCACUUUAUUGUGCAAACCCACAGUAUACAGAAGUGCAGAAAAGAUGAGAACUGUACAAUGCUGUAAUGUUUGCAAUGUACAUACAAAUAAUUACGUAUUAGUGACAAAUAAUUUAAUUAUGUCUUCAUAAUGCACAUAUUUUUAUAUAGAACAGUAAUGUUUUGCACACUUAAAAUUGAAAUCAAAGUUGAGUGGUGUUUUCUGGUGUUUGGGUGGAAUGUAUAUAAUUUAGAUUUUUAUUUUGGUUUCCUUUUCUGCUUGCUCAUACUAGCCGUAUAUUCUAAAUGUUUACUUUUUUUUGCGUAAAGCUCCUUUAUCGAGAACCAAAUUACUACUGGAUUGUAGUCAGUGCAAUAAUAGAUUAAUUCAUUGUUUUUUUUUAAACAAUCGUGUUUUCAACCAGUCUAAUUUGCAAUAAAUUAAAGAAACCAUAGAGAAUAAUAAGGCUUACUAAUAUUAGGAACACAUCGAACAAAAAAAAAUUAAAAUUAAACAGCAAGUUAUUUAUUCAAUUGCAUUUUCAUUACAGUUUGGUAAGUUAUUGAUGGUAUUUGUAACGUUACAUGCAUUUCCUGGUCAGUGGUGUUCUGUGUAACCUUUGAAAGCAAACCUGUUUAUGUUUACUAUAUUGCAUCUAUCAUGCCAAGGGGGAUAGCUGUGACUUCAUUCCUAAACGCCUGUUUCUGUGCUCAACUUUUAUUUGAGC